AUGGAAAUAGAAAUAGGAAAAGAAGCGAUUAAGAGGAGUACUGAAUAUGCUAACAAAGGCCUUAGCGGGGUGUCUUUAAAACCCUUCCGUACAUAUUUCGAUAUAGACAAUACAUUUGUCCUAAAGAAGCUUGUGCUCAUCCUGUUUCCAUUCAAUAACAAAGAAUGGGCAAGUGACGAUGAAGGAAUGGCAAGGCCUGAGCUUUAUAUUCCAGUUAUGAGCUUUAUCUCCUAUGUCUUGGUGAGAGCAUUACACCUCGGGCUUGAAGGAGUGUUUAGCCCCGAGAAGCUAGGAAUUGUGUUUACUAGGCUGUUUUUCCUCGAAGCCAUGUGUGUGUUGUUUAUGAGAGUCUCUGGUUACUUUGUUGAUGUAACUCUCUGCACCCUUGAUGUAAUAGCAUACAGUGGAUACAAGUAUGUCAUUGCCGUGCUCCUCCGCCUGAACAAAAUCCAGUAUGUGCGGGUGAUUGGAGGAAUGUAUCUGUAUGUAAGUUUCUUUGUAUUUCUUAGCAGAAGUUUGAAGAGACGCGUGAUGGACAAGGGAGCAGAAAGGAUGAGAAGAGCAUAUUAUCUCUUUGGAAUAGUUGUCAUCCAAGAGUUUAUUAUGUUUCUGUUGUCUUGA
Molecule: messenger RNA, 621 nt
Organism: Encephalitozoon intestinalis ATCC 50506
Lineage: Eukaryota; Fungi; Microsporidia; Unikaryonidae
Exons: 1
Coding region: 1-621 (206 amino acids)
Biological process (GO): endoplasmic reticulum to Golgi vesicle-mediated transport
Cellular component (GO): COPII-coated ER to Golgi transport vesicle; endoplasmic reticulum-Golgi intermediate compartment; endoplasmic reticulum membrane
Source: RefSeq, a predicted model, not a curated record